Messenger RNA from Thlaspi arvense, 2347 nucleotides. NCBI's taxonomy places the organism in Eukaryota, Viridiplantae, Streptophyta, Magnoliopsida, Brassicales, Brassicaceae. The record is from the annotation of a GenBank genome assembly.
GAAAGAUAAGGGUUUAAUCUGUAAAUUUUGGAUCAGAAUCAUUAACAAACAAACAAAAAGUGUUAACUCACAAAACGCGUCGUUACGAUAGAGACGAAGAACAUAUGCAAAUCCUUUCGUCAAAGUAGAUCCGGAUCCUAGUUCGAUCUGUAUCGUUUUCGACGGAAUAACUUAAUUCCGGUGAGUGUCGCGGCACGCCGUUCUCUUCUUCAUAGCUGUAUCAGUGAAGGAUCAAUGGCGUCCAGGAGAAAUGUGCGGUAUGCUCAGCUUCCAGGAGAUGAAGAUGGCGAAGGUUAUGCAAAUGUUGGUGGUGGAAGGAGAGAUUACGAUCCCCGCUUCGAUUAUACACCGAAAUCAUUUGAUAGAGUUCCAUGGAGGUCCAUAGCACUAGCUGUGUUUCUUCUGUUCCUCGGUUGCUUGCUUCUCCUUCUGACCUUCUUCAUCUUCACUGGUCACAUGGAAGGAGAUAGCUCUCAAGGCUAUGCACUUCUCGUCCUUGGGAUCCUUACUUUCCUCCCUGUGAGUUUAAAGGCUCUGACACAUUUCACGAUUGUGGCUACAGGGUUCUACGAGACUCGGAUUGCUUACUAUUCAUGGAGAGGAGCUGAAGACUCAAAAGGACUGACUCAGCUCUGCGUCAGAGAGGAGUUGGAAUCUGAGUUCCCGAGAUUUUACGAUUACACCGAGCUGCUACGCAAUCAAUUUCUAUUGCAUUUGGCACAGGAGAUGGAUCAUUCUUCAAAUAGAUUCGGCAAUGGAGUGGAAUCGAUUUUACCAAACUACAAGCUUGGUAAAACUCUGGGAAUUGGAUCUUUUGGGAAGGUGAAAAUAGCUGAGCAUGUCGUCACGGGCCACAAGGUUGCUAUCAAAAUCCUCAACCGCCGUAAGAUCAAGAACAUGGAAAUGGAAGAGAAAGGUAACACAUGCAUUCUUAGGCUCUCUAGCUUUACAGAUUUCAAUAGUGAUUGCAAAAGGCAGUAUGAAGUAAUAGAGACCCCAAGUGACAUUUAUGUUGUAAUGGAGUAUGUAAAGUCUGGAGAGCUUUUUGAUUAUAUUGUGGAGAAAGGCAGAUUACAGGAGGAUGAGGCUCGUAACUUUUUCCAGCAGGUUAUAUCAGGAAAAUUAUAUGCUGGACCUGAAGUAGAUGUAUGGAGUUGCGGAGUGAUAUUGUAUGCUUUAUUAUGUGGUACUCUUCCAUUUGAUGAUGAAAACAUUCCCAACCUUUUCAAGAAAAUAAAGGGUGGGAUUUACACUCUUCCAAGUCAUUUAUCAUCUGAUGCUAGAGACCUGAUCCCAAGGAUGCUUAUAGUUGACCCAGUAAAACGAAUCACCAUCCCUGAGAUCCGUCAACACCGUUGGUUCCAGACUCAUCUUCCUCGUUAUCUUGCUGUUUCUCCACCAGAUACAGCAGAGCAGGCUAAAAAGAUCAAUGAGGAGAUCAUUCAAGAAGUCCUUAACAUGGGAUUUGACAGAAACCAGGUUAUGGAAUCUCUUCGCAACAGAGUACAAAACGAUGCUACUGUUACAUACUACCUGUUAUUAGACAACCGGUUCCGUGUUCCAAGUGGCUAUCUUGAGUCCGAGUUUCAGGAGACAACAGACAGUGGUUCCAAUCCUAUGCGCCCAGCUGAAGCAGCAGCUUCACCUGUAGGCCACUGGGUUCCUGCACAUAUGGAUAACUACGGGUUGGGAGCAAGAUCACAGAUCCCAGCUGACAGAAAAUGGGCUCUUGGACUUCAGUCCCAUGCGCAUCCUCGUGAAAUCAUGAAUGAAGUUUUGAAAGCUCUUCAAGAACUCAAUGUGUGUUGGAAGAAGAUCGGUCACUACAACAUGAAAUGCCGAUGGGUUCCUGGUUUUGCGGAUGGUGAGAAUACUAUGGACAACAAUCAGCUGCACUUCAGAGAUGAAUCCAGCAUCGUUGAGGAUGACUGUGCCAUGACCUCACCCACCGUCAUCAAAUUUGAACUUCAGCUAUACAAAGCACGCGAAGAGAAGUACUUGCUUGAUAUCCAGAGAGUUAACGGUCCUCAGUUUCUCUUCUUGGAUCUAUGUGCCGCCUUUCUCACCGAGCUCCGUGUGAUCUGAACCUUUUUAACCAUUUGUUCAGACAUUUUUUUUUUCUUUUCCCUAUUUCACGGUUUGUAAUAGUAGAGAAGAUCAUAUAAUAUGUGGGUGCAGUGUUUUACUUUGCCGGGUUACUUUUAUAUACCUGGAUCCUAAGUCAAACUCUACUGUAAUACUGUAAUAGUAACUUUCUUUUUUUUUCUUCCUUUUUUGAAGGUUUUUAAAGGUUUGAUGAUGUGUACAUAAACUUAAGCUGUUUUCAAGAUGCAUUCUGAUUCUUAAA